AUGACUUCGCGACUGAGUCGCAUGUUUUCAAGAACGGAUCAUAAACAUCUCGAGAUUGCCAAGGGCAAUGUCGAGGCUGAAAUGGCCAACGGAGGCCACAUCAAUGGCACCCAAAGUCCAAGACCCAGUGUCGCACGCAUGCCUUCGGUGACCGAAAAGAAGCCCACGCCAGAGAAGCCACGGGACGGCUCCGUAGACCAUGGUAACGCGACACCUUCGAAACGCUUCGAACUACUGGACGAUGGCACACACACGCACUUUCUGAAGUCCAGCCGCCGGCAAGAGAAACUCAGUGACUUGCUACGCGACAUGCUUGGAGCAGGCAAGAAGAAGGAGCACGAGCACGAAGAGAGACAGCUUUCGCUGGUCUCAAACUGGGUAGAUCAGCUCAGAUCCGAAAAAGAUUCGCUCGCUUCAACUGAGAAGAAAGGCGGCCCAAACGCAACAGCGAAUCUGGUGGAGAAGUACGGCAAAUGCCAGGAAAUCGUCGGUCGCGGGGCUUUUGGCAUUGUCAGGAUCUCACACAAGCAAGACGCUCAAGGCCACGAAUUGCUCUAUGCUGUCAAGGAGUUCCGACGACGACCUCAGGAGACAUCUAAGAAAUACCAGAAGCGAUUGACGUCGGAAUUCUGCAUCUCUAGCUCCUUGCGCCAUCCGAAUGUUAUCCACACAUUAGACCUGCUACAGGACGCCAAAGGCGACUAUUGUGAAGUAAUGGAGUACUGCGCUGGAGGCGAUCUCUACACGCUUGUGCUUGCCAGUGGCACACUCCAAGUGCUGGAAGCGGACUGCUAUUUCAAGCAGCUGAUGCGCGGCGUUGAAUACAUGCACGAGAUGGGCGUCGCCCAUCGAGAUCUCAAGCCAGAAAACCUUCUCCUCACCACUCACGGAGCGCUCAAGAUUACUGAUUUUGGCAACGGUGAAUGUUUUCGCAUGGCGUGGGAGAAGGAGGCUCACAUGACGGCCGGACUUUGCGGCUCAGCGCCGUACAUUGCGCCUGAAGAAUACGCUGGCGGCGAGUUCGACCCGCGAGCUGUCGAUGUCUGGGCCUGCGGUGUUAUUUACAUGGCAAUGCGGACGGGUAGGCACCUCUGGAGACUGGCUCGGAAGGACGAGGACGAAUUCUAUGAGCGGUAUCUCGAAGGUCGCAGGGAUGAGGAUGGCUAUGCGCCCAUUGAAAGCUUGCACAGGGCUCGCUGUCGCAACGUCAUCUACUCCAUCCUCGACCCCAAUCCAGGUCGCCGCAUCACUGCCAGCCAAGUGCUUAAGUCCGAGUGGGGCCGCGAGAUCAAGGUCUGCAAAGCUGGCGAGGAGGGCUACUGA
Messenger RNA from Cyphellophora attinorum, 1323 nucleotides. Its product is annotated as Serine/threonine-protein kinase hal4. Bases 1 to 1323 code for a protein of 440 amino acids. The record is from RefSeq and is a predicted model, not a curated record. Gene Ontology annotation, molecular function: ATP binding; protein serine/threonine kinase activity. NCBI's taxonomy places the organism in Eukaryota, Fungi, Ascomycota, Eurotiomycetes, Chaetothyriales, Cyphellophoraceae. Gene Ontology annotation, biological process: intracellular monoatomic cation homeostasis; intracellular signal transduction; protein phosphorylation. The transcript is spliced from 2 exons.